AUGGAUAGAAGUUGGAUGCAAAUUGGAAAUCGAGUAUUGCAAGAAUAUAGAAACGGAGUUAGAAGUUUUUUGGAUUUUGCAUUUAUGCAUGCAACAACUACUCAAAUAUCUUGUCCAUGUAAAAGAUGUAAUAAUGUAGUACUUAAGACUCGAGAUAAUGUUGAAGAAGAUUUGUUAAUGUUUGGAAUAGUUCCAAGUUACAUUAGAUGGACAAUGCAUGGUGAAGAAAGUUUUACUUAUGAAGUAGGAGAAAAUGAUAAUGACACUGAUGAUGAAGAUGUUUUUGAAAUACUAGAGGAUCAUUUUGGUGCUUUAAGCACGGAUAAUUGGAUUGCUAAAAGAGAAUCAAAUAAGCAUGGUUAUGAUGAAGAACCUAAUGAGAAUGCUUCUCAGUUUUAUAUAAUAUUGAAUGGUGCAGAAAAAGAGCUUUAUCUUGGGUGUACUGAUCUACCUAAUAAUUACUAUGAGACAAGGAAAAUCCUUCAAGAUUUAGGGCUUCAUUACUCGAAGAUACAUGCAUGCUCUAAUAAUUGCCAACUAUAUUGGAAGAAAAAUACGAAAGCUGAUGAAUCUUUAGUUUGUGGAGAAUCUAGGUGGAAACCGAAUGAAAUAAAUAAAAAGAAGAAUACUCCACAAAAAGUUUUGCGAUAUUUUCCUCUAACUCCAAGAUUAGAAAGAUUAUACAUGUCAAGAAAGACUGCAUCAAGUAUGACUUGGCAUUUGAAUGGACGAGUAGAUGAUGGAGUUCUUGGGCAUCCUGUUGACACUAUUGCUUGGAAAACACUUGAUGAAUCAUAUAGUUUAUUUUCUCCAAAGCCUCGAAAUAUUCGACUUGGAUUGGCUAGUGAUGGAUUUAACCAUUUGGAAAUAUGA
Benincasa hispida (wax gourd) is the source of this 873-nucleotide messenger RNA. The record is from RefSeq and is a predicted model, not a curated record. NCBI's taxonomy places the organism in Eukaryota, Viridiplantae, Streptophyta, Magnoliopsida, Cucurbitales, Cucurbitaceae.